Phaeoacremonium minimum UCRPA7 is the source of this 1266-nucleotide messenger RNA. RefSeq names its product putative membrane transporter protein. NCBI's taxonomy places the organism in Eukaryota, Fungi, Ascomycota, Sordariomycetes, Togniniales, Togniniaceae. Gene Ontology annotation, molecular function: transmembrane transporter activity. Gene Ontology annotation, biological process: transmembrane transport. The record is from RefSeq and is a predicted model, not a curated record. The transcript has 4 exons. Bases 1 to 1266 code for a protein of 421 amino acids.
AUGGCCGACGUUGAGACCGGCGACAAGAAAGCGGUUGCAGCCGCCGGCGCCCACGAUGGCUUAGGAGGUCAUGACACUGACACGGAGAUCGGCAUUGAUGAUGAUGUUGCCAUUUUCCCCAAAGGCCAGGUCGACCCCAUCUACGAGGCCAAGGCGAGGAUCAAGGAUAUCGGAAUGGGUUGGUACCAGUGGCAGCUCUUCAUCGUCGUGGGGUUUGGCUGGGCGAGCGAUAAUCUGUGGCCUAUCGUGACAUCUUUGAUUUUCACGCCUGUCAAGAACGAAUUCAAACCGUCCAAAGGGCCCUUUCUCACUCUCGCCCAGAACAUUGGCCUGCUCGCUGGUGCUGUGUUCUGGGGGUUUGGUUGUGAUAUCUUUGGCCGAAAAUGGGCCUUCAACUCCACGCUUGGCCUCGCCGGACUGUGGGGUAUGGUCGCAGCAGGGGCUCCUAACUUUGCUAGUAUUGGUGUCUUUGCCGCCCUAUAUUCCUUUGGCGUUGGAGGCAAUCUACCUGUGGACUCCGCUAUCUUUCUGGAGUUUCUCCCUGCAUCGCAUCAGUACUUACUCACCAUCCUCUCUAUUGACUGGGCUAUUGCCCAGGUUAUCGCCACCCUUGUUGCCUGGCCUCUUCUGGGAAACUUGACAUGCCAGCAAAACACAACUUGUACCCGAUCCGAGAAUAUGGGCUGGAGGUAUUUCGUCAUUACGAUGGGCGGUUUGACUCUCAUAAUGUUUUUUAUUCGCUUCGUGUUGUUCACCAUCUAUGAAUCUCCUAAGUAUCUUAUGGGCAAAGGGAGGGAUGAGGAUGCCGUGCGGGUCGUUCAUGAAGUCGCUCGUAGGAACGGCAAGUCAUCUAGCCUCACGAUUGAUGAUCUCAAGGCCUGUGAGCCCGGUGGUUAUGUCCAGCGUACGGAUGCGAGAGAGGCUAUCAGGCGUCACCUUGAGCAGGUCAACCUUAGCCGUGUCCGCGUUUUGUUCUCGAGCCGACGACUUGCCUGGUCUACAGGACUCAUCAUGAUUAUCUGGGCAUUCAUUGGCCUCGGUUACCCUUUGUACAAUGCGUUCCUUCCAUACAUCCAGGCUACCAGAGGAGCAGAUUUUGGUGACGGCUCUACGUAUCUCACCUACCGCAAUUCUCUGAUCAUCGCCGUGCUGGGUGUGCCUGGGGCACUGCUUGGCGGAUUCCUAGUCGAGCUACCACGAUUCGGCAGAAAAGGAACGCUUGCUCUAUCGACCGUCCUGACCGCCCAUUAUCGCAAUGUUUGCUAA